AUGUACAUGAACACGGCCAAUGGCAUCGUCGGCUACGGCAGCGGCGGCCAGGCCGUGGUCGGCGGCGGCGGCGGCGGCGGCGGCGGCGGCGGCCUAAGUAGCAGCCAAAGCGACGGCAACACCGAUCUCAACUCGUACCGCCCGAAACCGGUCUUCUUCUGGUCAAACGGCGAGGUGAUGAAGUGGAUGAAGCGACACUGCGAGGAGUACUACGAACUGUACGGCAAUGUCUUUCUGGAGAACGAGAUCACCGGGCGGUCGCUGAUUCGCAUCAACGAGUUCGCCCUCGAGCGGAUGGGCAUCGACAAUGCCGAACACAGGGACCAGAUUGCGCGCAUCAUACUGAAGCUGCGCCUGAAAAGUGACAUCAUCGAACUAAAGGACCUGGAGCGGAAGGCAGCUCCGAUUAGCUCAACCUCAACUACAACUUCUACUUCAGCAUCGACUUCAACCGGGACGACUACAGUCAAAGCGACAAACAGUAGCACGUCCAGUGGCACAUCGAUCACUCGUUCUGGAGGUUCUGGAGUUGGUGGUGGACAGACUUCUGCGCCAGGCAAGUCACAUCUGUUGUCUUCCUUUCAUCGUUAG
Rhagoletis zephyria (snowberry fruit fly) is the source of this 591-nucleotide messenger RNA. Lineage: Eukaryota; Metazoa; Arthropoda; Insecta; Diptera; Tephritidae. The record is from RefSeq and is a predicted model, not a curated record.